AAUUUGCUGGCAGUCGCAAAAUGGCAGAGUCAAAGUGAGUCGAAAAAAUCGGAGUGAAAUCGGUCAAUAAUGGAAGUACGCGCCAAAUAUUCAAUCUCCAACGAAUCUAUUUCCACCUGGAAUCCGUCUGUUGUUCCUUGCGUGCAGAAUUCAGAACCGCUAGAUUGCUGGAAGUUGUGCAAUUCCGAGAAUCGAAAGUGCUGUCUGCGUGGUCGAACGCACAGAAAUUUCUUGACGGAGGCGACCCCGACGACGACGUCACAAAAUCUGCAACAGCUACGCUUAAUUCGCGAGCCCAUUGUUUACGAUGACUCACGGUGUUUGUUUGCAUCUGCACCAGCAUCAUCAUCCGUGGCACGGGGAGUGAACUUUAAGAAGUUACCCCUGGUUCAGGAUCGCUGAACAAAGAAAAUCCGCCGUUCCGUUCUUCCCCACGAAUCACCGUCGACCGUUGAAAAAAUCCGUACGGUAGUGGUGGUGGAGGGGACUAGUAGUAGUAGUGUAAAUACGCGCAAAUUUCGAUUCGAUUGUAACCUUCUGCGGUGUCCUUCGCACCAAAAACCAUUCACAAAUCAUGGAAGCAGCCGCAGAAUAUCGUCGACAGUGGUCAACCGACACGAAGCUGUUUUCUGCGGGUGGCGAAACCAAAUCACACGCCAACAAACCAUGCGGUCGAGCUCCAGAGGGACGAGCGCCAGGCAUGUUCGAGAACGUGUUCAACGUGAUCACCAAGCUGUGGGCGCUGACGACGAGAUCGCCAAACGUAAACAAACCCUCGGAACUGCCACCGUACGUGACGGGCACGAAAGAGUGGCACAGCCUGGACAAAGAAGGCCCCCAACACCUGUCCACGAUGAUGCCUAUCUUUGAGACGACCGACUGCGGUAUGAGCCAGCUGACGGUCCCGGUGGAUUACGGUAGCUACGAACUAGAGGAUUCCAUGUCAGCGGCUGGCAUCUACCUGCAGGAAGCGGCACCGAUGAUCGCUGAUCAAGCGGACCGCACCACCACACGAUCGGUGCCGAUACGGAAGCGACGUCGGCAGCAGCCUGCCACUAAAACACACUCGGCCCCCGGUAGCGAAAGCGGCAAGGGUUGUGGCAAGAAUCGUAAAAACAAAAAGCGUCACGACCUGCGACGCGACAUAGUCAGCGAUAGCAUGGCGUUGGAGAUGGACGAUUGCUAUGGAUACGACUAUCGGGAGGCAGAGCUACUGGAUGAGAGCAACGAAUCGUUUCCUCCCUCCGUCGGCCACUCGUACCUGUCCACUAGCUUUAGUCCUUCUUCGACGGGCAGCGCCACCAGCUUCCACGAUGCGCUCCAGGAUGUGAACAUUCUGGCGGCCUGUCUGCGGUAUGCCGAUGGACUGCCAGAAGUGACCACCGUACCCGCAGCAGCAACAAACACAUCAACGACGGUGCCACCGUCGCCUGCUGUGCCGCUUGUAAUGCUAAAUCGAAAGACAUCGUCCAUCGGUGAGAACGCUGGUCGAAAGCUUUCCUGCAAUUGUGAUAUUACCGAACCCGAAGCAAGCUUUGUGAUGCUAACGGAUUACGACGUGUUCAUGACACCGUCCGCUAGUCCUGCGCGCCGAUCGAAAAACCUCUGCAAGGCAAUCAACAGUUUCUUCAUUCCGAGCAACGCUUGGCGUCGUCAGUGCACAGACGACGAGGAUGAAGAGGAGGACGAUGAUGAGGAGCAGGAGGAGGACGAGGAGGAGGAUGAUGAUGAAGAUGAUGACGAUGACGAAGAUCAGGAUUAUGUUGGAACUGCGGACUGCAGUGACGAUGACGACAGUGUGGUGUUUUGCGAAGAAGACGACAUCAACGAUGACGGCAAUUCAUCGUCCGGGUUCGAGGAACGGAAGGUUCGUUUCAACACAAAACCGGUGGUACACGUGAUGAGAGCGUGGGACUUUGCCUAUCGCCAAGCGCGCAAAGGUGAAUGGGAGAUGGCAGCUAGAGACCGAGAGCGGUUCCGGAAGCAUGUAGCCGACCUCGAGCCGGUAUUGGGACCAGCGCUACAGCCUGCACUGCGCGAAAGAAUCUACCAGCAGCGGUUCGAGUCCGGUGUCGCCGCUGAUCCUGUGCCAGUUGUACAUAACACGACGUUGCUUUCUACGAUCCAAGGGAAUUAGUUUCGCUUCCGUUUCGCUUCGUUUUGUCCUUUUGACCAAGCACGCAAAACAUUUCUCCUGAACUGUCGUCAACCGCGCCUCAGUCCUACACGCCGGUGUGGGCUUUCGUUAAGCCAAACAAGCAAAGUGCAUUAUUCUACUCUUACCAAACUUAUUUCGUGUUUCUGUUUUAUGCGGAUUUAAACUGUUUCCUUUCGGCAUAAUUCCUUGUAUAUCGUAAAUAUAAACUAUAUAUUUCUUUGCUGCACUAUGCA
This is a messenger RNA of Anopheles darlingi, 2391 nucleotides long. RefSeq lists its product as uncharacterized. Gene Ontology annotation, cellular component: protein phosphatase type 1 complex; endoplasmic reticulum. Bases 575 to 2137 code for a protein of 520 amino acids. Gene Ontology annotation, biological process: response to endoplasmic reticulum stress. Gene Ontology annotation, molecular function: protein phosphatase regulator activity. Lineage: Eukaryota; Metazoa; Arthropoda; Insecta; Diptera; Culicidae. The transcript has 2 exons. The record is from RefSeq and is a predicted model, not a curated record.